Molecule: messenger RNA, 6175 nt
Organism: Mirounga angustirostris (Northern elephant seal)
Lineage: Eukaryota; Metazoa; Chordata; Mammalia; Carnivora; Phocidae
Gene: XPC
Product: XPC complex subunit, DNA damage recognition and repair factor
Exons: 16
Coding region: 89-2959 (956 amino acids)
Biological process (GO): mismatch repair; nucleotide-excision repair
Cellular component (GO): cytoplasm; XPC complex; nucleotide-excision repair factor 2 complex
Molecular function (GO): single-stranded DNA binding; damaged DNA binding
Source: RefSeq, a predicted model, not a curated record
CGUGCCUGAUCCCGCUUGGGGCGGAGUCGGCGCUCAGCUUCCCGCGGUGUUGGUGCGUCGCUCUCGAAGGGGGUCUUGCCCGGGCAAUAUGGUUCGGAAGCGCGCGGCCGGUAGGAAGCCGCAGGGACGCGAACCGUGCGGCCGGAAGGCCAAGGGCGAGAGCAUGGCCGGGCGUGAGGAGAAGGAGGCGGAUGUCUUGGAAGACAAGAAACCUCUAAAGAGGAGCCUUCUCUCCAAAGUCUCACAAGGCAAGAGGAAGAGAGGCUGCAGUGAUCCUGGGGGUCCAGCCAAAAAGAAAGUGUCCCAGGUGACUGUCAAAUCUGAAAACCCCAAGGUCGUGAAGGAUGAAGCCCUCAGCGAUGGGGAGGAGUUCAGGGACUUCGCCAGUGCCCGGAAGAAGUCACACCCCCCACAGAGAGAGGCUGCUGUGGACAAAGGCAGCUGUGAAGGAGACAAUGAGGAAGAAAGCGAAGAUGAUUGGGAAGAGGUCGAAGAACUUGGUGAACCUGUGCCAGGUGAUGUGGGAGAAAAUGCAGCCUUCUCUAAAUCUGUCCUGCCUGUGAAACCAGUGGAGAUAGAGAUUGAAACACCCCAGCAGGCGAAAGCAAGGGAAAGAAGUGAAAGGAUAAAAGUGGAGUUUGAGACCUAUCUUCGGAGGAUGAUGAAACGUUUCGGUAAAGAAGUCCGCGAGGACACACACAAGGUUCACCUGUUGUGCCUGCUGGCAAAUGGUUUCUAUCGAAGUAACAUCUGCAGCCAGCCGGAUCUGCUUGCUAUUGGCCUGUCCAUCAUCCCAGCUCGCUUUACCAGAGUGCUACCUCAAGACGUGGAUGCCUGUUACCUGUCAAACCUGGUGAAAUGGUUCAUUGGUACAUUUACAGUUAAUGCAGACCUCUCAACCAACGAACGCGAUGGUCUACAGACGACGUUGGAAAGGAGGUUUGCUAUUUACUCUGCGCGGGAUGAUGAAGAGUUGGUCCAUAUAUUUUUACUGAUCCUCCGGGCCCUGCAGGUCCAGACCCGACUGGUGCUGUCUCUCCAGCCACUUCCUCUGAAGUUACCCACAGCAAAGGGGAAGAAAGCUGCCAAGGAGACCUCUGCAGAAGAUCCUGGGGGCUCCUUGGAGACUUGCAGCCCAGUUCCAGAAAGCCAAACCAGCCCCAAGACCAGCCAAGGAACCAGGCAGGAGGCCACGUCUUCUAAGGGCCCUGGAGGUCCAAGUGCCCAAGGGAAGAGGAGCCAGGCAGCCGCGGCCAAGAAGAAACGGAGAGAGCCCUCCUCCAGCGCGGAAGAGCCCAGGGCGGGAGGGCGGCAGGAGGCCACCCAGAGACGUCGGCCUGGCCGGGAGCGGCAGGUGGCCUCCAGGGUGUCUUAUAAAGAAGAGAGUGGGAGUGACAAGGGCAGCAGCGGCUCUGACUUUGAGCUCUCCAGCGGGGAAGCCCCUCAUUCAUCUGAUGAGGAUUCUGAGCCUGGCCUUCCCAGGCAGAGGAGGGCCCCAGCCCCCCAGAGGACAAAGGCAGGGUCCAAGAGUGACUCCAGGACCCAACGUGGAAGGCACCCUCAGCACCCCAAGCACCCUAGCUUUCCAGCAGCAUCCACGAGCUCUUCAAGCAGUAAGAGUAAGCGAGGCAGGAAAAUCUCCAGUGGUGGUGAGGGGGCAGAAGGAGAGAAAGCAGCUGGUGUAGACCAGUGGCUAGAGGUGUUCUGUGAGCAGGAGGAAAAGUGGGUGUGUGUGGACUGUGUGCAUGGUGUGGUGGGCCAGGCUCUGGCCUGUUACAAGUAUGCCACCAAGCCCAUGACCUACGUGGUGGGCAUCGACGGUGAUGGCUGGGUCCGGGAUGUCACCCAGAGGUACGACCCAGACUGGAUGACUGUGACCCGCAAGUGCCGGGUUGAUGCCAAGUGGUGGGCUGAAACCCUGAGACCGUACCAGAGCCCGUUGGUGGAGAGGGAGAAGAAGGAAGACUCAGAGUUCCAGGCAAAGCACCUGGGCCAGCCUUUGCCGACUGUCAUUGGCACAUAUAAGAACCACCCUCUGUACGCGCUGAAGAGGCAUCUCCUGAAAUACGAGGCCAUCUACCCUGAGACAGCCGCGAUUCUUGGCUAUUGUCGUGGAGAAGCGGUCUACUCCAGGGAUUGCGUGCAUACCCUGCACUCGCGGGACACGUGGCUGAAACAGGCGAGAGUGGUGAGGCUGGGAGAAGUGCCCUACAAGCGGCAGUCCGUCUGUCAACUGGCUGUCCCUCCGGGGCAGAUGGUGAAAGGCUACUCCAACCGGGCCCGGAAAGCCCGCCUCACUGAGCCGCAGCUGCAGGACCACAACGACCUGGGCCUGUUCGGCGAGUGGCAGACGGAGGAGUACCAGCCGCCCGUGGCUGUGGACGGCAAGGUCCCCCGGAAUGAGUUUGGGAACGUGUACCUCUUCCUGCCCAGCAUGAUGCCCGUCGGCUGCGUCCAGCUCAACCUGCCCAACCUGCACCGCGUGGCCCGCAAGCUGGACAUCGACUGUGUCCAGGCCAUCACCGGCUUCGAUUUCCAUAAAGGCUACUCCCAUCCCAUAACCGACGGGUACAUUGUCUGCGAGGAAUACAAAGACGUGCUCCUGGCCGCCUGGGAGAACGAGCAGGCGCUCAUUGAGAAGCGGGAGAAGGAGAAAAGAGAGAAGCGGGCCCUGGGGAACUGGAAGCUGCUGGUCAGGGGACUGCUCAUCCGGGAGAGGCUGAAGCUUCGCUAUGGGGACAAGAGUGAGGCAGGAGCUCCCCAAGCACCUGCCGGGGAUGGACUCUCUUCUGAUGAAGAGGAGGGGACCAGCUCUCAAGCAGAAGCAUCGAAGAUCCUGGCUGCCUCCUGGCCCCAAAACCGAGAGGCUGAAGAAGAGCAGAAGCCAAAGUGCCCUAAGAAGACCAAGAGGGAGAAGGCGGCCGCGGCCUCCCACCUGUUCCCCUUUGAGAGGCUGUGAUGGGGGUGGCCACCUGUCGCACCCUGUGCUACGCAGGGCCCUGGUGGUGGUGGCGUCUCCUCUGAGAAGCCCCAGAAGCUGCGUGCACCACGGAUGAGGGCCAGGGGACCGGGGGGUCAAGCCGAGAUGGUGUCAUGGGUCUGGGCUGGCCCCGGGCCUUGUCACAUAGACCCAGGGUAGGGCUUUCAAAGCUGUCCGCUCCCACGCCCUAUGCUUUGAGCCACAGAACACUUCCCAGGAGACUCCCUGGCCGCCUAGACGUUGCUCGGCCCACCUUCGGAAACGUGAGUCCGUUUUUUUACAGAAACCACUGGGCGAUUUAGAAAUGCCCCCGCCCCUUCUUCUAGGUGAGUUCUUCAUCUGUCAGGCCCUCGUGCUUUUGCCUCUCCUGCAGACGUGGGACCCUUUCUCUGCGGGCCAGGCCUUUUCCCCUCAGCCAGGUGUGCUGACCUGCCUGACGCUGCCCCUUCGUGGUGUGGCGGGGAGCAGGUGGGAAGGACGGGCGUCUCAGAUUAGUGCGGGGGGGGAUCUCCUUUUUGGAAGUGAUGCUUCAGGGUGGCAGAAGACUGGAACAAAGAGCUAAAAUCAGGGAAGAAAAGGAAAAACACUGGGAGUUAAAGAAAUGUUAGUCAAAGUGGAUCAGUGUUCGGCUAGAUUUUAUUCAUUAUGGAUAAGUUUAUAAAAGCUCUAUGCAUUGUAGAUAAUUCAGGAGAAAUAACUUUUGUAACAUUUUGAGGAAGAAAUAAAACAUUUAUCUAAAAAGACUCAGCUCUGCCUUUUCUUCCAGAUUUAUGGUCAGCUAAGAACACCUGCAUGACUGAGUGAUUUGUGCGCGUGUUGAGACUAAAGACCAGGUUUGGGUCUCCGGUAGACCGGGAACUCCUCAUUCCACACAUGGAAAUUUUUCUGUGUUUAAGUGAGGAGAGCUGUUUCUUAACCUUUGACGGGAGCCAUUAAAACUCUGAGCCAGUUCUCUCCAAGGGAAACAAACAGAACACUUGGGGUGUGACUCAUCGGCAGCGAGAGCUUGGCUGGGAGGCUGGUGUGGAGAAACAACCGGGGUCGCCAUGGAAACUGCAGGGCCUCGCGCUUCCGGCGCCAGAGCACACUCUGUCCUGGAAGUCAGCAACUUGUCCUUCAGGCAGAUACCAGCUCAUUGGAGGCGUGAUGGAACAGAACCUCAGGUCUGAGAAGGCAGAGCCCGUUUUGGGAAGUCACCUGCUUCAAACCUUGUCACAGAAAGUACACAAAUUGUCAGCUCCAGAGUGGCCCCUCAGCAGCUGCCUAUUGCUUCCGAACAGGAGGUAAAAGGGAAAAGCUGCUGGGCCGUCCAUCAGGCAUUUCGUGGGCCUGAGCUCAUCGAGUCCCUGCCGCGGCGCCGUAGGGACAAAAGCCAUUUUCACUGCCAUUUUCACGAUGAGGAAGCUGAGACCCAGAGAUCGCAGACUCGCCACGGUCACACAGCCAGGCCGUGGUCGGCUGGGCGCUGGAACUCGGGUCUGUGCCAACCUAAGGCCUGGGGUGGGGGAGGGUGUCACACGAUGUCCCACUGUGGCUCCAGCCACCUCCUCUGACGCAUUCUGAAGCUGGGGGACGUUUGAGUCCUUUAAAUCAAUCCAAAACUAAGUGGGCUUUGGUAGAUAAGGCUUCUAAGUGCUAAAAAUACCGAGUUGCCCUUUUAAGAAAAAUUGAAACCUAUUUUAACCACUAAAAGCUACUUAAGAACUGAAUUCUAAAAAUUCAUACAGUUCUUAAUUCUACGGCUGAAUUGUUUAAGAUAGAAAUUUCAAAAAAAAGAGUAACGGCAAGGUCCUGUAAAAGCUAUUUCGAAAUUUAUUUUGAAUUUUUUCAAAAAAUACAAAGAUAAUACAAAUUUCAUGGUUUCCCAAAGACUUCAAAUAUUUCUUAACAUUCUUUUGCCCUUUAAAAACACUAUUGAAAUUCGUAGUAAUUUAAAAUCUGUACUAGGAAAAGUUACACAAACCACAUCCCACAGAUUUUGUAUGUAGCUACCACCUAGUUGUAUUUAUUUCCAGAAGCAUCCUUUAAGAGUUGAGAGAUUCAGUGACAACUGCAGGAGUGAAUACUAUUUCAGUUCUUCAGUCCAGAGAAGUCCUCUCUGGGGCCGGCUGUUGUCGGUGUGAAGAAUCUCAAGCCACACCACAGACCUCGCAGGCUAACGAGAGACUGUCAGGCUGCUAGUUUCAGGAGUUCCGAUCACUUACUCAGCCACUGACUAAUUUGCGAAAGUAGCCGCUCCCAGCCAGGCAGAACAAGUCCAAGUCAUAAAAAGAUAAAGGGUACAGGAAAGAUCUUUUAAACCAUCAAAGUGGCAACAUACUUGCUCUUUCAGUGGGGGUGAGAGGGGACGGGGUGAAGUGCAGGUAGACUGUACGUAGGAGUGAAGCUGCAGACGCGGACGUGACAGGAGUCACUCAGAGGCAGGUGCCGGGGCCCAGCGGCUAACCCAAAAGCCCCCACCCCACACCCCUCCACGAAAGGAAUGAGGCCCGAGAGCUGCACAAGCCUCAGGUCAGGCCUCCGGCUCCUGAUUCAGAUUGAUGGGGGUCACUCUGAGGGAGCCCACUUAGGAUCAGAAAGCUUCCAGCCUCUUCCUUAAAGGUUGACUAAAAACUCAAAAUUCAUCUUCAAGGAAAUCGGUAGUUUCUGAAGCCAAAGGAUGAGAGGAAAUGCCUUUCUCCACCUUGUACAAAUCCCAUCUCCUCCCAGAGUGGAAUCCCUUGGCUGACACUGGCUUCAGAAGCAUCUUCAGGCCUCCCACUGGCCCCGAGUCCUGCCAGAGGUAACUUUUUUUAAGCCAGCACGUCACACCCUGGUGUAAUACCUUCCUGUGCCUGAAUUAACUUCAACGGACAGAUUACAGGGAGUUUUUCUGUAACCGUCUGAUUUGCUCAUCAUUCAAGCAGUGCUUUGUUUCUUUAAAUCUUGAAAUUUAAAGAUUUUAAAUUUCUUCGGGUAGCUUACCCAUGAAGUGUAACAAAGGCAAACAUAACCGACGGGACCUUUGGAAGUCCUACACACGAACAGGUUCUUGCCAAACCAUAAAAUCCAUGUUAGGCCCACCAAAUGUCCAAUUUUGCUCCCAGUGACCUCAGUGGUGGUGUUCUUUUUUAAGCACCAAGGCAGGUUCUGUGCCCAGGCUGGGUGUGUGGCGCCCGUGUGUGGGGGGUUGCGCGCUUAGUCCGUCCUGGUGCU